AUGUCCACUUCCUCGGAUUCCGAACAUCCUGACCCCGACUCGAGCUCCUCGGGCGAAGAGCUCAUCGUGUACACCGCGGCAUCAAGCCACUCGACACCUCCCGAACGCACCUUACAACUGCGAGAUGAAGAAAAUAGCGUUCCUUGGGACACGCUCACCCCCAUAGUCGACCCCAACUUUCUCUCGUUAAGUCACAACCCUCCACACGCCCUUGCUCUAUCCUCUCUCGAGCUACGUGCUCGACAAUCAAGGGUAAACGUAGAUUCUGAGUCUCUCGCAAAUCCCGUAGAAGUAACCCCCGAACUAGUAGUCAUGACGCGAACCAACCCCUUCUUUACUGCUACCCCCCUCGAAAUCCAGGCUUUUAUGAACCUAUGCGAGCUUCCAUCUGAUUGGUUGUUCAAAGCGCCCUUGCCGGGUAACUCAUAUAACCGACCACCCCAUGGCUAUUACACAUUCUUCGUUGACCAAGUGAUCAGUGGUCUUCGAUUUCCUAUUCGUUCGGACUUGCUCACCCCAAUGGACCAACAUGAUUUUCCUAUUAAUCAACUUGCCCCCAACGGUAUCCGCAUCUUAAUAGGCUACACCAUCCUAAGCCGCUAUCACUUCAAUGAAUUAAACCCCGAAUUCUUUUUCUAUACUUACGGCCUUAAAAAACACCAUGUCGGAUCAUACUAUCUUAGUGCCCGCAAUCGAGCCGAGUACCUUAGAGAGCUAGAUGCUAAGAUCAGCCAUUGGAAAACUCGCUUCUUCUUUGUAAAACCUCCCAACGGCACCUUCUUAUUAUUUGGCACAUGGCCCAAGUACUGUACCGAGCAGAUGGACCCCACGCAUCCAAGCAGGUGA
Striga hermonthica is the source of this 846-nucleotide messenger RNA. The record is from the annotation of a GenBank genome assembly. Lineage: Eukaryota; Viridiplantae; Streptophyta; Magnoliopsida; Lamiales; Orobanchaceae.